This is a messenger RNA of Pomacea canaliculata, 1243 nucleotides long. RefSeq names its product sperm-associated antigen 7 homolog. Gene Ontology annotation, molecular function: nucleic acid binding. Bases 226 to 960 code for a protein of 244 amino acids. The transcript has 7 exons. The record is from RefSeq and is a predicted model, not a curated record. NCBI's taxonomy places the organism in Eukaryota, Metazoa, Mollusca, Gastropoda, Architaenioglossa, Ampullariidae.
GGGAAUCCCUGCAUUAAAACAAAACUGCACAUGUUGGAAAUGUGCCCGGGGGCUUAAUACUUAUAGCUAUUUCAUGAUCGUAAACUAUACGAUUCCACAAUCUUGAUUUUCACAAGUGAUCACUUUGCAUAACGUAUAAGUAUGCUAAAAUCCAAAAUCUUGAGUGGACUAAUGAUCUGGGGGUAAAGCUCACAAACAACACCGUCUUGACAUUGACCACAAAGCAUGGCUGACUUACUUGGCUCGAUCUUGGGAUCUAUGGAGAAACCCCCUAGCCUAGGAGACGAAGAGCGCAAAAAGGCGCGAGCUCAGAAGAAGCUUCUCGAAAAACAACAGGAGGAAGAGAAAAAGAAACUUGCAGAAUUCCGCGUAAAGAUCCAGAAGAAAAUCCAUGAGUUUGUGAAGGAUGGCAAUCAGCAGAAGUAUAAGUUUGAAACUAUGGACAAAGUCUACAGAGCAAUUGUACAUGAGGUUGCUGAUGUUGCUGGGCUGACAUCCUUUUCAUUUGGUCAUGAAGAGGAAGAUAGAUAUGUGAUGCUGUGGAAAAAGGAGUUUGCUCCCACAGAUGAAGAGCUUUUGGCCUACAGAAGAGGGGAAGACUGGGAUCCAGAAAAAGCAAAAGAAAUUGCAAAACAAAAGCAGCAAGAGCAGAUCUUAGCAGCAGCAGCAGGUUCCUCAAAGCAUAAAGAUGUCACUCCUGUCGGCAACUAUCGAGAUAAAUACCGUCACCUUAUUGGUGAUGAUGUUGUGACAAAAGAUGAUGCUAAGGAAACUGUUGCAAACAGAAGUUAUGGAUUUGUGUCAGCUGACAAUAAACGAGACCGGAGGACUAUAGAACAAGUGCUUGCAGACACACGAGCAAAAAAACGAAUGAAAACAGAUAUUGAAGCUUCUACCCAAGGGGAAGUCACUUCCUUUGCAGAUCAGGGUGCAGCUGAGAGUGAUGAAACAUCUCCCUGAUGCAUUUCUGUACUGUGUGAUUCAAAUCCAGGACAGUGGGACAGAUUUAUUUCUUAUUGUGUCUUUUGUUACAUAAAAUGUUAUUGCCUCCAAAAAUUAGAUAUCAGUCAUAUUUAAGUGGCACUUAAAUGAUUUAGAGUUGGAGCAGAAAUGCUUAUGUGUGUGUAUGUGCAUGUGCAUCUGUGUUGGGACACAUGUAAAACUGAGAAUUAUAAAGAUGCAUAUUUUUCCAGUGGUAUAGUUUUUACGUGAUAUUUACAUGAAAUAAAAAAAAGAAAGUUUG